Messenger RNA from Effrenium voratum, 1765 nucleotides. NCBI's taxonomy places the organism in Eukaryota, Dinophyceae, Suessiales, Symbiodiniaceae. The record is from the annotation of a GenBank genome assembly.
AGCGCUUUAAGCGGCUCGUGGGGUGUUCCAGCGCCGGGGCCCGGGGAAGGGCCGCAGCCGGGAUGUGGAAGGUCUUGCAGCCGCGGUUAGGCCGCCGUGCGGUGGCCACCUGGUCCAAGUUCCAGGCGCCUCCCAUGGUCUACAUUGCGGGCGAGGAGAUGUCUCGCUAUACCAUGGAGCUGAUCAUGGACAAGUGGGUGAAGCCUGCAGUAGACACCUCAAAGUGGGAGUACUAUGACUUGAGCUGCAAGGAGAGAGAUGCCACCAACGACCAAGUCCUGAAGGACGCUGUCGCCGCCGGGGCCCGCAUCGGCUCCAUCUUCAAAGAGCCGACCAUCACCCCAACCAAGGAGCAGAUGGCAUCCAUGGGCUUGACCAAGCCCUUGGGCUCGCCCAACGGCCUCAUGCGCCGGGGCUGGAACGGCAUCACCAUCUCACGGGACACCAUCCACAUCCCCGGCAUCGAGCUGGGCUUCAAGCGCCCGGUGCUCUUCGAGCGCCACGCUGUGGGUGGGGAGUACGGCGCCGGCUGGAAGAAGGUUGGCAAGGGUCGGGUGCUCACAACCUUCUUCCCCGAGAACAUGGACGACGGGAAGCCCAUCAUCGUGGAUGGCAGGGAGGUGAAAGAUGAGAAAAGCUGUGUGGUGGUCUACGACAACCCGCUGGACAACGUUGAGGACCUAGCCCAUGUCUUCUUCCAGCGCUGCUUGGAAGCCAAGGUAGUGCCCUACGUCGUGACGAAGAAGACGGUCUUUAAGUGGCAGGAGGGCUUUUGGCAGAUCAUGAGCGACGUCUUCGACGCGCAGUACAAGGACGCCUUCUUGGCUGCGGGUCUUUUGGAGAAGACGAAGGGGGAAUUGCAGCACCUCAUCAGCGAUGCUGCCACGAUGCAGAUCAUCCGCUGGACGGACGGGGGCUUUGGAAUGGCAUGUCACAAUUACGACGGCGACAUGCUGACGGACGAGGUGGCGCAGGUUCACCGAAGUCCUGGCUUCAUCACUUCCAACCUCAUCGGCAAGAGAGAGGACGGCACGCUGAUCAAGGAGUUCGAGGCGUCCCACGGCACGGUGGCGGACCUUUGGCACGCGCACCUCCGCGGGGAGGAGACUUCCAUGAAUCCGCUGGGCAUGGUGGUGGCCCUGCUGGGUGCCAUGGAUCACUCGGCCGCGCUGGCCAAGGAUCCCAAAGUCGAGGAGCUCACCCAGCGCUUCACCAAGUGCUGUCAGGCAGCCGUCUACGCAGCCUUUCGCGGUGGCAAAGGCACGCGGGACAUGGCGGGGCCCAGCGGCUUGACCACCGAGCAGUUCGUGGAUUCGGUGGCUGAGGACUUGACCCGGCGACUGAGCUCGAUGGAUGGGACGGAACUUACAGAGAUGAAGGAGGCGGAGAGUGUGCCUAAGGUGAAAGUCUCCCGAAAGUUCCGCAGGAACUACAAGGUGGACGAGAAGGCGAUGCAGGGCAUGUUCGCCCGCUUUGACAUGGAUGGCAACGGCAAGAUCGACUUCGAGGAGUUCGUGGAGCUGGCGCUGGAGCUGGGCAUCGCGCCCCUGGAGCCGGAGGCCAUCAAGGCGGAGAUGGAGCACCAGGAGCACAAGGCAGACCUGGAAGCCGCCCGUGGGCGGCAGCGCCGCUGGGCCUCCAUGGACGAGCCGCGGCUCUACUGAGAAAGGAAACUCGGGGAUCCGAAGCGAAGUCAUUUCAUCAACCCAUCGGUGUCCUUUUGAUCGGCGAGCCUGGUGAAAAAUCGAUGGAUGGGAUUUGUGAG